Messenger RNA from Symbiodinium sp. CCMP2456, 182 nucleotides. Lineage: Eukaryota; Dinophyceae; Suessiales; Symbiodiniaceae. The record is from the annotation of a GenBank genome assembly.
GAUGUCUCGUCCCUACGUCGGCGUGCAGCAGGGCCUCCCCCAGCCAAAGGCGCGCCUGUCCCGCGGGCGCAAUCGGACGUUGUGGAGACCGUGCCACUGAAGCCCACGGCCGAGGAUCCGUCAGCCGAGCUCCGCAGGCUUCUAAGAGAGGGCGAGUCGGCGCUGAAGAAGCAGGAUCCCAG